This is a messenger RNA of Parastagonospora nodorum SN15, 1137 nucleotides long. RefSeq lists its product as hypothetical. The record is from RefSeq and is a predicted model, not a curated record. Bases 1 to 1137 code for a protein of 378 amino acids. Gene Ontology annotation, molecular function: magnesium ion binding; holo-[acyl-carrier-protein] synthase activity. NCBI's taxonomy places the organism in Eukaryota, Fungi, Ascomycota, Dothideomycetes, Pleosporales, Phaeosphaeriaceae. The transcript has 2 exons. Gene Ontology annotation, cellular component: cytosol.
AUGUCUGAUCCAGACAUACCCGGAUCCAGCCUCACAUGCUGGCUCCUAGACACUCGAUCAAUAUGGCCUGGCAAGAAGAUCGUAGACUCGGCAUCCGCCAGAGAAGCACUCCAGCUCGUCAGCCCUGAGGAGCGCGAGAACAUCACGAGGAAAUUCCACAUUGCGGAUGCUCGCAUGAGCCUGGGUUCUGCUCUGCUCAAACGCCUGUUCGUGCAUAAAUCACUUGGGGUACCAUGGAAAGAUAUCACAUUCGGCCGCAAACGUGACCCCAAGCAUGGGAAACCAUGUGCCCUCCUCCCGCCCUCCCCUUCAAACCCCUCCACCCCCAUCCCCGCACCCCUUGAGUUCAACAUCUCCCACCAAGCCGGCCUCGUCGUGCUCGUAGGCUGCAAGACCGCCGACCUAGACGCCGAACUCGGCGUCGACAUCGUGUGCGUGAAUGAGCGCAAUGAGUACCGCACAAUCGACAGCGAAGGCUUCGACGCGUGGAUCGACAUAUACUCAGAGAUCUUCAGCGACGAGGAAUCCUGGGACAUGAAGUACAACUGCGACGCGUUCCCCCUCCUCAACGGAAAGAUUGUCACUCCAGCUAUACUCCAAGCCCAUCGCCAUGACAGAUGUACGCGGCGCAACCAGACGCUGAAAGUCAAGCUUGAUGGCGAGGACGUGACCUUCGACUCGGAACUCGUGAUCGACGCCAAGUUACGUAGGUUUUUUACCUUCUGGUGCUACAAGGAGGCGUAUAUCAAGUUGGACGGCGAGGCGCUCCUCGCGAAAUGGAUCCCCCGGCUCGAGUUUAGGAAUGUCAGGGCGCCGAAGCAGGGCACUGUAGCGCGGUGCUCGACGCACGGGACGUGGGGCGAGCGCGUGUGCGAUGCGGAGGUCUGGUUCACUAAAGCUGCGGGAAGUGGUGGGCCUGCGGGCGUGGAUGCGUUGAAUAUGAGGAGCGGAGAGAGUCGACGUUUGGACGAUACGAGAGUGGAGAUCCAGGCUUUCGAAGAGAAUUUCAUGAUUGGGGUUGCGGCGAAGAUGAGGAGUAGCACGAUUGAGGGAGGCGGGAGGUUGCCGGAGGUGUUGACGAAGUUUGAGGGGUUGGAUUUGGAGGCGGAUGUCAUGGGUGUUGCGCGUGCUGCAUGA